This is a messenger RNA of Hordeum vulgare subsp. vulgare (domesticated barley), 710 nucleotides long. Its product is annotated as protein TIFY 11e-like. The coding region runs from base 157 to 576 and encodes 139 amino acids. The transcript has a single exon. Gene Ontology annotation, cellular component: nucleus. Gene Ontology annotation, biological process: response to wounding; regulation of defense response; regulation of jasmonic acid mediated signaling pathway. Lineage: Eukaryota; Viridiplantae; Streptophyta; Magnoliopsida; Poales; Poaceae. The record is from RefSeq and is a predicted model, not a curated record.
AAAACCCGUCUCACCGCCUCUAAUCCAUCCUUCCCUGCUCCAACCAACACAACACCCGAUCAAGGCCAGAGCUUCCCAUCCGCACCGCGGCACUGCGAGUUCGCGAGGCCUGCAGAGCGUACACGGGGGUCGGUCGAUCUCGAUCAAGCGGCAAGAAUGGCGGCGACAGGAUGCGCUCAAAGCCGACGGUUCGCCGCAGCGUGCGGCGUUCUCAGCCGCUGUAUCAAGGCGGCAGAGCAGCGGCCGGCGGCCACGGUGGUCCUCCCCCUCAUGCCCGGAGCGGAAGUGCCCGCGCAAGAUGAGCACGCGGUGGGCUCUGCACCGGCGCACGCGCAGAUGACCAUCUUCUACGGCGGGCAGGUGCUGGUUCUGGACGAGGUCCCGGCCGACAGGGCCGCCGAUGUGCUCCGUGUCGCUGCCGUCUCAGGCAGACCGCGAGGGGACGGCGACCUGCCCAUGGCGAGGAAGGCGUCGCUGCAGCGGUUCAUGGAGAAGCGCAAGGGGAGGCGCGCCGUCCCCUACAGCCGGCCCGACGGCGACGGGUUCUCCUGUAACCGUCUUACGCUUACGCUCUGAUUCCUGUUCACGCAUACCCUCUGAUUCGUGUUCAUGAUGCGUCGUAGUAUAUGUAGCCUAAGUAAUUUAUGGUCCAUGUAAAUGUGUAGCUGUUGUUGGAGUCAAAAUUCUGAAUUAUGAUGAGAAAUUAUUGC